AUGUCUGGCACAUCAUGUCGCCUACGACCGCUCAGCGCACUCCUGGGCUUUCAUAUCGUCGCCGCUCUCGUUAUUUGUGGAAGGGGUCAUCCAGCUGCGUACGAACUUCCUCCUCUUGCUCCCUCCCUAUAUGCGCGCCAAGACCCUGCGUCGUCCAUCAACUGGUGGCCGUUCCCCGCGUAUAGUCAAUGGAACAAGCCGACCGAUGCAGCGAUCCCCUCGUCCCUCGUUGGGCCUACGGACGUCGCUGUUGGAACUCAACCAUCUCAAACGGCUUCUACAACAUCGCUUUCGGCCGGCCCUUCGCCUACCACUGGGGUCUCGACCACAACACCCUCCGCGCCAUCCUCCACGACAUCCGCUACGUCCGCUUCUUCCAUAGUGCACAUUGCCGCCCUGCCACCAGCGAGCCAACAGUCCUCAGUCACUAGACACCGCAACCAAGUGUUGGCCGACAGCCCCAAGGACUUCAAUUUCGCUUUCCUCUCCCCCGUCUUUGCUAUCUUAGGCGUCGGCGUUGGAAUCGGCGUAACGAUGCUUCUCUAUCGCGUUCUCGGUGGUAGCCUCACCCCUCAAGGCUCCCAUCUCAGGUCCGGUUCGGCCUACACGUCUAGCGCGCUCUCCCCUCACGGAUAUCCUGCCACUCCCCGUCGCUCCUCCCUCGUACCACCAGACCUGACCCCACGGCCAAACAGCGCCCUACUCGUGCCGAAGGAGACGCCUGGCGAUGCCAAAGAGGAGAGCUCCUGGCUCAUGCGGGCACUCUCCACUGUCAGCCGAACGUCCACCGCCACCGGAGCUCCCGCCCGCGACGCGGAACAAGACCCUUUUCUAGCAGACCCUACCGCUGUAUGUGAAGUCGCUCGAGUCGACACUCAACGCCGGAUUGCGCCCGGGUCACGCUCCAUGUCCUCCGACCAGCAUGACUAUGGCGAAGAGGAUGACGUGCUUGCUCAAGCUCCCCCCCGACACAAGUCCAUUAGGCGUAGCAUUCUGGAGCGUCUACGUCUGGGCACUAUCCGCCGGCCUCGAUUCCAGUCGUAUCCUGAAGAGGGAGAUGACGAGGAAUAUCUCGAGCGUCGGCGUACGAUGCGGUCGUGGUCUGCUUCCCAUCGACGACGCGAGAACUCGGGCCCUUGGGACGACGGGUCACCAAUCCGGCGCCCGUCGCACAUGCAAGAGAGGAGGGAUCUCCUGGCGUCUCCUCCUGGGUUCCGCAUCUUGCUCGAGGAUCCGGAGUCUGGUUUCCUGCAGGAAGAAGACGGUUCGCCUGCGGUCUUGCCUUCGCGCGCUGCUACGAUCAUCACCUCCAAACAGGAACCUCCUUCGCAAUCCUCCGACUCUGACGGUGCACAUAUCCCUCGUCCUCCCUCUGACAGGUUCACGCCCAAGCCAAAACGGAGGACGGCUGAGGACAAGCGCAAUAGUCCUUUCACCCCUCCGAGCAAGGCGACUCUCGCUUCUGCACCGCAGUCCCCUAGAGUCUCGCGUCCGCUGUCUGAGCGCCCUCCUCCGUCCUAUCAUUCUCUCGUGGCACCCGCCCACGCUCCAGUUCCAGAUUCCGCGCAUAUCGACAUCUUGCCAUUCAACCCGCCGUUGAUCGCGUCCCCGCCCCUCCAGACGAGCCUCCUGUUUGGUCCCGCUCCCGAGCUUUCCCUCCGUCAUUUCCCCGCUUCCCCGCCGUACCCCAGGGCCUCCAACGACGACACGCCCAAGGCGCGCGGCAAAGGCAAGCAGAAGAAGGACAAGGACAAGCGUCCUGAUAAGCACGCGGACAGACCUCCCCGGAACAAGCUGCACACUGCGCGCGAACCGCCCCCGCUCCCCUUCCCGUCCUCGCCGCAGUUCCACACGCGGCUGACAAAAGCACAUCUGCCUCCCUCUGCGGCAGCGGCGGCGGCGUCGUCGUCGGGGGCGACGCUCCUCGUCCCGUCCGCCGCGGUAGCACGGGGCACGCCCGCGCAGCGGCACCUCGCGCGCAAGACGGCGCUGGGGAAGGUCGACGAGAUCGUGGCGCGGAGCUACGGCGGGGGGAGCCCGGUUCCCAUGAGCCCGAACAACUACGGGAAGAUCGUGGGCGACGCUUGGGGGAAGGGUGCGGGUGCGGGUGCGGAAGAUGAGGUGAUGGGCAUGAGCAUCGAGCAGAGGCUGGAGAUGUCGAAGAGGCGGUAG
This is a messenger RNA of Epithele typhae, 2172 nucleotides long. RefSeq lists its product as uncharacterized. The record is from RefSeq and is a predicted model, not a curated record. Lineage: Eukaryota; Fungi; Basidiomycota; Agaricomycetes; Polyporales; Epitheliaceae. The coding region runs from base 1 to 2172 and encodes 723 amino acids. The transcript is spliced from 2 exons.